This is a messenger RNA of Syngnathoides biaculeatus (alligator pipefish), 1684 nucleotides long. RefSeq names its product glucose-6-phosphatase catalytic subunit 3 (gene g6pc3). Bases 304 to 1119 code for a protein of 271 amino acids. The record is from RefSeq and is a predicted model, not a curated record. Lineage: Eukaryota; Metazoa; Chordata; Actinopteri; Syngnathiformes; Syngnathidae. Gene Ontology annotation, cellular component: membrane. The transcript is spliced from 6 exons. Gene Ontology annotation, molecular function: glucose-6-phosphatase activity. Gene Ontology annotation, biological process: glucose 6-phosphate metabolic process; gluconeogenesis.
GAAGAAUUGCAAUAUGAAAAAGGGGGGGGGGGAGCAUGGUGUAUGAGUGGUGAGCACAACUGCCUCUUAGUUUUGAAGUUCUGAGUUUGAAUCUCAUCUCCAGGUUUCCUUCGCGGAGUUUCAUGGUGGUUGCUUGCUACUCAGUUUUACCAGAUUGCAUUAAAAACAUACACAUUGAUGAAAUUGACCCCACGUGGACAUGAUUUGUAAUGAUUCAAGUUUUGAAGAGCUGUCAACUCAAACGAAGACAUUUUUACCACUUUUAGGGACUUUGAGGAUAGGCUGUCACUACAGCGGGGGUGGAUGGCGGAGGGCCAAAGUGUGCUUUUUGGCGAAAGGCCAUUCUGGUGGAUCGGUGAAUCGCACGUGUUUGCCAACAAGUGGCCCAAGGUUCAGCAAUACUCCUCCACUUGUGAAAAUGGCCCGGGGAGCCCAUCAGGUCACGCCAUGGUCACUGCGGCGGUCUGGUGGGUGGUGGCCUCCUCCCUGCGGUCGUACCUGUACCGCCGCAAUUACAGCAUACCAUGUACCUACGCACCCUACCUCCUCUACGGCGCUUUGCUCCUGGUCGUCGGCAUCUCCAGAGUGUUUAUCUUAGCCCACUUCCCUCACCAGGUGGUUACCGGUUCCAUUGCAGGUCUUGUGGUAGGAAUGUACCUGAACAACAGAGUCCCGGAACGGCGCUCGUUCAGCUUCUACGUCGGCCUCACCGCGUCCAUGCUGUUCGGCACGCUGAUGCUGAACGUCGGACUUCGGCAGCUGGGCGUCGACCUCACCUGGUCUUUGGCGCUGGCGAAAAAGUGGUGCAGUCACUCCGACUGGGUUCGUCCCGACGUGGCCCCGUUCACAUCGCUGGCUCGGGAUUGCGGGGCCCUGCUGGGCCUGGGCCUAGGCCAGCACUGGAAGCCCGGUGGCUGGCCGCUGUCCCGGCGGCCUCAGGCCCUGUCACUGGCGCUGUCGUCCGUGGCCCUCUACUGGGUGUGCUGGGCACCGCUGCCGCUGCGACCACCGGCGCUCUAUUACGUGCUGUUUUUUGUCAAGUUCGCCUCGGUGCCGCUGAUUGUGAUGCUUGUGCCCGGACUGGUCCACUUUGUGAUGCGCAAGACCAAGUGGAACUAGACGCUAAGAGAACUUACUCAAGUAUUUCAAUACCAUCUUUUUUUUUUUUUUUUUUUUUUUUUUUGCGGGGAAGGGUUUAAUAAUGUAUUCCAGAAAACAUACCAGUUUUAUUUGGAUCAUGUUGAAAUGUUUCAUUGCACUCUCUACAUGGACAUAAAAUAAUAUACUGUAUACGACUAGCAAAAAGAAAGUUUUUUGUGUGGUCAAGUUCCGCUCUAAAGGUUAUGAUGCAUUUUCGGGUCUCCCCAAACCAUGUAUAGCAUAUUUUUUUGGGAGAAUAAAGUUUUUAUUUCUACACAUCCUGCCAAUGCACAAGACCAAAUCAAAGCGUUCUUGAAUUACCUUUUUAGUGUUUACAAAAUAUUGCCAUUUUCCACCUGUUCAUCAUAAGAUGCAUGAAAACUGCAUCUGCCUGCCAUUUUGAUUUAAUGUGGUACGUUUAAUUUGAGCUGACCUUACUUCAAGCUCAUAAUUUUUUUGUGGUUAAUGGUAGAUGAAAUGUAAAUUAUGAGGAUACCGGGUGCAAAAGUCAUUUGCCGCUACACACUUCCUGUUAAUUGUUGGU